This is a messenger RNA of Plasmodium gonderi, 2592 nucleotides long. RefSeq lists its product as hypothetical. Bases 1 to 2592 code for a protein of 863 amino acids. The record is from RefSeq and is a predicted model, not a curated record. Gene Ontology annotation, cellular component: membrane. Lineage: Eukaryota; Apicomplexa; Aconoidasida; Haemosporida; Plasmodiidae. The transcript is spliced from 4 exons.
AUGGAAAUGCGAGAGGAAAAUAUGCUGAGGGGUGAGUCACUAUACCGAUAUGUACACAAAACAGAGUUGCCAGAAGGAAAAGACGGGGAAAAAAGUAAGAUAAUAAAAUCUUCGAAAAGCACAUAUGAAAAUGUAAUAAGUUGCAUAAAGGAAAAUAUUAAUGAUAAGAAAAAGAUUAGAUAUUCAUUAUUUUUAAAAGCAUAUGAAAAUUCUGAACUAGUUCAAAUGAAAAAGCAAAAUAAAAAAGAGAGAUAUAAAUUAAAAUUAAACAAAUGUCAUAAAUGUAUAGAUACAAAAGAUGCAAAAGAAAAACAGAGACUGAAAUUGUUAAAAAUGCUAAAAAAUUAUCAAAUAAGAUAUCAAGGUUACACAAAUUUAAAAACCUUAUGUGAUUAUUCUGUAUAUUUUAAUAAGUGUAAAAAUAUGAAGACAACACAGAAUAAUAGUGUGAAUGAAAAAAACUGUGAAAAUUUUUUUUAUUAUCUUGUUUCCAUUGGUGUAUCUUAUGAUGAUAUAAUACUAAUGGCUAGUGUAUUUGAAAAUAUGGAAUAUUUAAAGCAUUGUAAUUUAUAUAUGUUGCCAUGGAUAUAUAAAAAAUUAAACGAAUUUCACAAUAUUGAUGUUAAUACUUUCGUUAUUAACUGUGUUGCUUACUCUUUAUCUACUCUGACAUGUUCAUUAUAUUUAUUUCUUCAAUAUAGAACAAUUGCCAUUAUUUUCCCUCUAUUUUUUACUUACUUAUUUUUAUGUGUUCCUUUUAUAUUACAAGAGAUUAAUUGUGGUCGUUUUGUUUUAGACGGUUGUAUAUCUUUCCUUGUUUCUUUUGAUUAUUAUAAUCUUCCCAUCAGUAUCAUUCUAAUCAUUUCUUACAUCCUCUCGAUUAUUAAUUGCAUUGAUAUUAUAUGCUUACAGGUCAUAUAUUUCUCUUAUUACCUCACUUCUAACAACCCUUGGGUGUACCGAAACAUCGACACCAAAAUAUGUUCCACUUUUAACGGCAGUAGAAACAUUUGUGACUUUGCCAGGAACAUCUGCUACUACAAUGAAAACACAGGAGUCUGCGAGGUGAAUCGAAUCAAACUGGGCACCAAGAUCUACGACACGCUCCUCAGCAAGUAUGCCGAACCGAAGAGUGAAAAAUUUGCACCGACGACGAUCCUACUUUCCUUCCUUCUCCUGAUGGUGUACAAUUCCUUUUCGAAAUGCAAAGUGUCCCACAAAAUCCUGAAAAUAUUAAUUUUUAUACUGAUAUUAAUCUUUUCCACAUUCAUAAUUACCAUGCGUAAUUUCACUCUCAUCGAAUUUCUGCUUAUCGAUUUCAAUUGGAGCAAGAUCAAGAGUAUCCUCCUUAAUCACGAGGUUUGGAUUGCAUGUAUGAUGCACUGCACAAUCAGCAUGUGUCUCCAUUCUGGAAUGUACUUUUACACAUCUAAGGGACUUAGGCUCGGGAUAAACGUGAUCUCAUCGACAUACCUCAUCGCCCUGUCGUGCUUCCUAAUGGACAUGCUCAUAUUCGUGACAUUUGCAAAUAUAAUUGGAAAUCAUAUAAAGAAUAUAGAAAAGAGUUAUGCAUACUUAAGGAAGUUAAUGAAAAGAAAUGUAUUUUAUAUCUUAAUGACAGUGGGUAAUAAUUGCUAUAACAAGAUUUCUUACUUCUUAGGUAUAAAUAUAUCAUUGAUAUUUUUAACAUUUAUGUUAUUAGCAGCAUCUAAAAGAAUAGAAAUUUUAUUUCUUUCAUUUGAUGACAUUUAUUUUUUGAAACCUAGAAUUAGAAUAUUUGACAUGAGGUGGUUAUUUUUAUUUUUGUUAUAUUAUGUAUACAGAUCCAUAGACAUAACAUAUCUGGAUCUUUUUUUCACAGAAAUGUCUAGAAUUAUUACACUUUUGAUUUUAUUUUAUAUUAAUUUUAACUUUUUCUGGUUACGUGGAAUUAAAGAAACGGUAGAAAAAUUAGGAAAGUAUCCCUUAAUUUUCAAGAUGCUUUUAACAGCUUUGAAUGAAUUUUUUUUUUUGUAUUUCGAAAUUGUCUUCCGUCUCCCAAAUCGCGUGUCCUUAUAUUUGGUCAGGCAAUUUCUGAACAUAUUUGUCAUUCCCCUCAUUUCGGUGCUUAUAUGUCGAUUCUGCUUCCCCACAACCCACCAACGUGCGCCCGUGCCCACUGGCAUUCGGGAGAUUCUAUCGAACACCUAUGAGUUAGCGACCGAAUGCACAAAGAAGUCCAAGAAUAUCCAACUGCAAUUUAGCCAGAGUUCUAAGAGUGCAAAGAUGUUCAAUGUUUACAUAAUUUUUUUUUGUAAGUAUUUCGGCAUUGACCUAGUGUUCAUAUGCUUUGUGCAUGUAGGAAGUAGCAUCUUUUCCAUAAAAGAAAAUUUUUUUAAAAAGAAGAAUGUAAAUCUUGAAACGAAUCCAUACCAUUUGUUUUUUAUUCUUUUCAUAUGUUAUGUUUACAUUGCGUACAUAAAUGUUCCCCUCCUGCAAAUGAUUAAGAAGAAGAAAAUUUUUCAAGUCAACAAUUUUAACAUUCUGGAUUAUCCCAUAUGGUUUGAAGAGCCAAAUAGGGAGGAGAAAAGUUCUCUCUUAGGAGAGUUUUAA